AGAAGAAAGAAACAGUAUUUAGAGAUAGAGAGAGUGAGAAACCGAAACAAGAUUGAUGCUUUAAAUGACGGCACAUGGGGAUGGGGAUGGAGUGGACCGGCCACACUAGUAGUAGUAAGUAGUAACAAAGUUUAAGUGCCGUAUUUUUCUGGAAUUCUAUAAAUUCGGAUUUUAAGGCAGAGACGUUUUUCACUCACACUCUCUCCACCACCACCACCACAACAACAACUUCGUUUCGUUACAACUUUUACUUUUCUCCUCUGCUGCAAUUUUCACGUGUUCUUCUUCUUCUUCUUCACUCUGCAAAUCAAUCUUAUCUUCUGUUUUUUUAAGGUUUGUGAGAGAAAUGGAAGGGAGUGGGAAAAAAGCAGGGAAGUCUUCUUCUUCUCAUGGGAAGAAGAAGUCUUCUUCGACUUCUCAAGGGAAAUCAUCAUCUUCGUUUUCUUCUGACCUUUUUGAUAACAAGAAAUCAUCGUCUAGCAAUCCUACUUCAACUUCAUCAUCUGAGUUGUUUGACUCUGUGUUUUCUACUCCAUCAACGAUUCGAGGAAGGGAUUCUUCUCACUCAUGGAACAUUAAAUCAGAUUCUCAAGGGGAUUUUAAAAGGGCCAACGAAGGGUAUAGUGCGAGUAGCAGGGACAGGAAUGACAAAGGAGCAGAUCCGUGCCAUCUGAGCUCGUCAAUUUACUAUGGUUGUCAAGACUACCAGGAUGUUUAUAAUGAUUCUUCAAACCCUCGAACUUAUCAACCACCUCUUUUCAAGAAGAAGGAUGGGGAUGAAGAUGACUCAACUGGGACCAAUUUAUACAGUGCCUCUAGAGGAAACUGGUGGGAAGGGUCACUCUAUUACUAAAACGUCGUCCUGAGCUUGUGUGAAUUAUAUACAUCGACAUACUAGGAGUUCAAUAAAAUUGGUGUUUUAUCAACCUUUUCAAGAUGGAUGAUGUUUUCUUCGACUUACUCCAUAUGAAGACGAGUUUCCUAGGGGUUUAAAAAGACUAGAUCAUAUAUAUAUGUUUUCUUUUAUUAGGUGUUUAUGGUACUAAGAAAGGAUGGUUGGUUUUAUUUCGACUUUUAUAUAGCGUUUACUAGUUACUUGCUCUGUGAUUCUGGUUAGAACUUGAACUAUCGAAGCUAUAUAUAUAUAUAUCCUUUUUAAGAUAAUUAAUGAUCUGUUUUAUGUUCGUGUUCA
Molecule: messenger RNA, 1192 nt
Organism: Papaver somniferum (opium poppy)
Lineage: Eukaryota; Viridiplantae; Streptophyta; Magnoliopsida; Ranunculales; Papaveraceae
Product: putative protein TPRXL
Exons: 6
Coding region: 347-853 (168 amino acids)
Source: RefSeq, a predicted model, not a curated record